AAUAAAGUAUAAUAAGAAAGGAUUAAAAUCGAUAAAUAAACAAAACAAAUUAAAAAUGAAUACAUUUUCAUUCAUCUUCUUGAAAUGAUGAUGUCUGCCAAACUGUCAACUGCCAACCGUCGCCGCCGUACUCAGUAGACCUUCUCCUUCCGGUAGCUGAAUACUCAGCGUGCCCCGCCGCAAAGAAUGGCCAACCUCCCCUCCCAAAUCAGCCGCCUCUUGAUCCUCCGCCGCCACGACGCCCUCAAGAACCUCGGUUUCACCUUCUCCGACCCCCUCGUCGACGCCGUCCUCGAGAAUCUCAAACGCCACCCCGACUCCGCCGCCCACUUCUUCGACCUAGCCUCCCGGCAGAACUACUUCAGACCCCACUUCAAAUCCUACGUCAGGCUUAUCCACAUCCUAUCCCACGCCAGAAUGUUCGACCAAACGCGGUCCUAUCUGCGUGGCCUCAUCGAGCUAUCAGAAAGCAGCCGCCUUCCGGUUUCUUUGAUUUAUGAUGAGCUGGUCUCUGUUUACCGAGAAUUCAAGUUCUCGGCAACGGUUUUCGACAUGGCGUUGAGGGCCUUUGUGGACAGGGGGCUGUUAAAGAAUGCCCUUUUCGUGUUCGACAAUAUGCCUAAAUGCGGCCGCUUGCCUAGCUUGCUGUCUUGUAAUGCUCUGUUGAGCCGUUUAGUGAGAAAUAAGGAUUUUCAUGUGGUUUCCUGUGUUUAUGAUCAAAUGAUCCGAGUUGGAGUUGUGCCUGAUGUGUACACUCAUGCAAUCGUGGUGGAUGGGUAUUGUAAGGAUGGUAGGGUUUAUAAGGCUAUGCAAUUUGUCGAGUGCUUGGAGAGAAAGGGAUUGGAUUUGAAUGUCGUGGCGUAUAAUAAUUUGAUAAAUGGAUAUGUGGAGGCGGGGGAUGUGGAAGGAGUGGGUAAAGUGUUGGGAUUAAUGGGUCGACAGGGGAUUUCGAAAAAUGUGGUUACGUGUACGCUUUUGAUUAAGGGUUAUAGUAAGGUAGGGGAAAUUGAUCAAGCUGAAAAGGCAUUUAAAGAGAUGAAGGAAGAGGGAGGAGAUGCAUUGGUCUGGGACGAAAAGGUAUAUGGAGUACUCAUCGAUGGGUAUUGCCGUUGUGGAAGAAUGAAUGAUGCUUUGAGAAUUAAAGAGGAGAUGAUGAGUUUGGGAUUGAGUAUGAAUUUGUUCAUUUAUAAUUCUAUGAUAAAUGGGUACUGCAAACUCGGCCAUCUCCGUGAAGCAGAGGAAGUCAUAUCGAGUAUAGUCAAAGACAAUUUGAAGCCUGACGGUUAUAGCUACAACACGUUAUUGGACGGCUAUUGUAAAAGGGGAUUGAUUGAUAAAGCUCUCCUGCUCUGUCGAAAAAUGGCUGCAGAGUUUGUGUACCCUACGAAUAUAACUUACAAUACUCUUUUAAAAGGUUUGUGCCAGUUUGGUGAUAUUGAUGAUGCUUUGUCUCUUUGGAAGUUGAUGCUCGAGAGAGGCUUUGUUCCUGAUGAGGUCGGGUUUAGCACGCUAUUGCACGGUCUUUUCAGGAAGGGGAAGUCUAAUGCAGCCUUGACACUGUGGAAACAUGCUCUGGCAAGAGGCCACGCGAAAAGUCGUAUUUUAUUCAACACAAUGCUCGAUGGAUUGUGUAAGCUAAGAAAUUUGGAUGAAGCAGCACAAAUUCUUGAAAAGAUGAAGGAAUUGGGUUAUUCACCGGAUGAGGUGACUUGCAGAACCUUGAUCGAUGGUUAUUGCCGAGCAGGAGAUGUCGAGGCAGCUUUUCAAAUUAAAGGCAUUAUGGAUAGAGAAGGUUUUCCAGCUUCCAUUGAGAUGUACAAUUCGCUUAUAACGGGCUUGUUCCAGGUGGAAAAGGUGGACAAAGCCCUCGACCUGCUUUCGGAGGUUCACGCAAAAGGGCUAAGCCCUAGUGUUGUCACGUACGGAGCCCUUAUAAGUGGUUGGUUUAAAGCUGGGAACCUGAAAAGAGCUAUGGACUCGUAUUUUGAGAUGAGAGGAAAAGGAAUUGACCCGAAUGCACACAUAUGCAACACCAUUAUAAGCGGCCUGAACAGGCUCGGUAAAACUGAGGAUGCCAAUAUGCUGCUGCUGAAAAUGGCAGAUUUGGAUGUGAUCCCCGACUUUAAGCAGUUUUACGAUUUCUUUAGCUUCGAUACAAUUAGUGUAGAAACUCGGAGAAUUGCAGAUUCCCUUGACGAAAGUGCCACGAGAUGUGUAAUCCCGAACAACGUUAUGUACAAUGUAAUUAUAGCCGGGCUGUGCAAAUGUGGGAGAACUAAUGAUGCGAGAAAAGUCAUAUGUGAUUUGUCUAAAAGAGGAUUUGUUCCGGAUGAGUUCACGUACUCAGCCCUUAUUCACAGUGCCUUUGUAUCUGGUGCCGUUGAUGAAGCUUUCCUGUUACGAGACGAAAUGCUGGAGAAGGGUCUUUCUCCAAAUAUAGUUACAUAUAAUACUCUAAUUGGUGGUUUGUGUAAAUCGAGUAACCUCGGCCGUGCAUUGAGGCUUUUUCACAAGCUUCCCUCAAAACAUGUGGCUCCGAAUGUCAUAACCUAUAAUACUUUGAUCGGCUGGUGCUGUAAGAAUGGGAGUACCAAUGAAGCACUUAAACUUAUGGGGAGAAUGACAAAGGAAGGAAUUUCCCCUUCGGCCAGGACAUAUUCUGCCUUUCUCAGUAGCUUUUUACAGCAGGGGAAUGUAAAAGAAUACCAGAGACUUUUAACAAUGAGCCAAAAACUUGAGUCAGACCAUCUCGCGGAAGGGGACCGUCUGUCAACGCUCCAGGAGUGUGCCUCUUAAGAUGAAAUGCGAAAGUUGAGCCUUGUUGUGAGCCAUCUGCUGCAGCUUUGGUUGGUUUCUUGCUGUUUCUUCGGCUCUUGUUGGAAUUAAGCCAGUAUUACUACUGCGAUUCAAGUAAUACAAACAGUUAGGCUGCUUCAUAACAGCAUUUGUUGAAUACAAAUUGUACAGACCAACUUUAUACAACCCAUCAAGCACAUGAGGUUAGUAUCUUCUCUCCUUACACACGGAAAAAGACUCGCCUAACGUCUGAUCCAUUGAUCCCAAAUAAAAUCCCUUGGUGCUUAGUUCGUAUUUUUACAAAUUUUUUCCGACAUGCGUACACGUGAAGGCAUAGUUUCUCAACUAAAAGUAUCAUUUUCAUAAAAUCAUAAAAUGAUUAUUUAAUCCUUUCUGCAGUGCAAUUGCUUUACAUGCAUCGCAUAUCUAUCACAUAUAUUUACCAAAAAAAAAAAGAUUCGAUAAUUUUUUAUGAUUUUUAUCACCUUACUAAAAUUAUCGAAUUGAGAAUCAAAAAAUCCCCAGAGCCUUAAAAUUAAUUAGUUUGAACUCAGCAGAUGAUAUUCCAUU
Molecule: messenger RNA, 3366 nt
Organism: Striga asiatica
Lineage: Eukaryota; Viridiplantae; Streptophyta; Magnoliopsida; Lamiales; Orobanchaceae
Source: the annotation of a GenBank genome assembly